This is a messenger RNA of Rhagoletis pomonella (apple maggot), 1039 nucleotides long. Its product is annotated as alpha-tocopherol transfer protein-like. Gene Ontology annotation, cellular component: membrane. Gene Ontology annotation, molecular function: phosphatidylinositol bisphosphate binding. The record is from RefSeq and is a predicted model, not a curated record. The transcript is spliced from 5 exons. Bases 10 to 903 code for a protein of 297 amino acids. NCBI's taxonomy places the organism in Eukaryota, Metazoa, Arthropoda, Insecta, Diptera, Tephritidae.
AACAUCGCUAUGAAACCCGCCGAUUUGAACGAGCAAUAUGCACGCUUUCCGGAAAUCUCACGCGAUGAGAUGCAAAAGUUCGUCAAUUGGAUACGCGCCCAACCGCAUAUGCAGAAUUUGUUGGAAGAGGAGGCCUUACACUUCUUCCACGCCUGCAAGAAUAGCAUGGAAAUGUCCAAACAGGUGCUGGACACCAAUCUAACGGUACGCACGCAUUGUGAUGACUUCUUUACGAAUUUGGACUGUGAACGGCCGGAGCUGCAGCGUGCCAUGCGAACAGUUUCCAUAUGCCCUUUGCCACAAACCACAUCCGAUGGAUAUCGUGUUAUAAUUGGAAAGUUAGCGGACACAAAUGCCUCGAACUUCAAUUUUGUGGAUGUCAUGAAACUUUACUGCUUGAUUUUUGAUUUAUGGAUGUAUGAGGAUGGCAUACGUCCGGGACACAUUAUAGUGAUCGAUUUGAAGGGCGUCACUUUGGGUCAUGUAGCACGCAUUGGCAUAUUUCAGAUGAAGAAGUUCCUCUUUUAUUUGCAAGAAGCAGCUGCUAUUCGUCUAAUAGGAUUUCAUUUUAUCAACAUUGUACCAUUUAUGGAUAAAAUUUUGGGUCUAAUGACACCCUUCAUGAAAAAGGAACUAACCAGUAUACUGUAUGUACAUAGUAAUUUGGAAGAUUUCUUCAAGCAUGUACCGCAAAGUAUAUUGCCCAAGGACUAUGGCGGCCAAGAGCCGGAAUGUAUAGAAAUGAGAGAAACCUUUCACCGCAAACUCAAAGAUAGUCGUGCUGAUAUGAUGGAGUUUGAGAAACGCCACCAAGUCAAUGAGAAAUUGCGACCGGGAAAAGCGAAAAAUGCUUCCGACCUAUUCGGCAUUCAAGGGAACUUCAAAAAACUAGACAUUGAUUAAAGUACAUUUAAGUGUUUUAUAAUUAUCAUUUUGAAAUUCCAUUGACAAAGUAUUGUUUAUAUGUAAUUAUGGCAUGGUGAUAGUCUAAAACUUAUCAUUAGAAAAUGUUUGAGAAUAAAAUUAAUUGGAAAGGAAA